AUGGCGGUUUCGCUGCUUGCUACACCGGCGCAGCCGUCUUCAAUAGACGCGUGUGACCCCAACUCUCACAACACAAGCUCGUCCUCUUCGCCUCGGCAAUAUCCCACCGAGCUGACGGAUCCCAUCCCGGAAGAAUGCGAUGAGACCGAUAGUGAAGCAGUAAACGAACCCGUCACCCCCGUGAGCGGCCGUCAGUCGCAAGAUUUCCAGACCCUCGCGAACCCAGACGGCCACCUGGACGCGGCCCACGAACAACUUGCCUCCGAUCAGGUCGCCGGCGCCUUUCCAUCCGUUCGGCAGCCCGCCGCACUCAGCUCGAAGCCGCCCCUUGUCGUUGACACCUCGGCUACCACCCCACCAAGGGCACCCAGAAGCCCCCAGGAAACACCCCGGGCGGCUGGUCCCACGACGCCCACACCCGGAACCCCUUCGCUCGACCUAGAACCCACUGGUGCGCUUUCUUCAAGACGUUCGACAUUCGGCUCAUCUUCAAAUUUCAGACGCACCAUGUCUAGUUUUUUAAAACGUGUCGGGUCGCAGUCUGACAAGGCGACAGUUGGUGCCGACUCUGCCACCGCAUCGACUUUACAAUUGCCAGAGCCCGCUCACCGAAAGAUGCCAAACCGCCGGUGGUCAAUGAACAGGAGCUCGGCUACUACCCGCUCCAACUCACCACCGUCGCCGAGCUCACCGCUCGAGAUAGCCGUUAAGUCAAGGGAGGACGCAUCACAACCAACAAUACCGGGAUCAGACGCCUUCUUCAAGAAAAAAUCGCGUACAUCGACUGGCUUUACAUUGCGUUCUCGCCCAGUCGUGGGGAAAGAGACAUCCUCGAGACAGGAGCUCCAGCUCAGGCGACGCGCCAGCAGUUUUGAUUAUACCAAGCAGGAGCCGGCCGCGGACGGCGACUCGGAGAAGGCCAUUCAGAUGGAGAGAUCUCUCUGGGGGCUCCCCGCCGAGACGGGAACUGGCGUGAAGGCUCGCCGCAUGAGCCUCAGCUUACCCGACGAUUUUACCGUGGAUGUCAUCGAGCUCGCGUCGGAAUUCGAGUACCAGCACAAGCUACUGGGCCGGCACCGCAAACACUUGGGUAAGGGCGCGACCUCCAAAGUGACAUUGAUGGUGGCCAAAACCGGCGGCGAGCUAUUCGCCGUCAAGGAGUUCCGGGGCAAGUCGUCGAGCGAGACGCGUGAAGAGUACGAGAAGAAGAUCAAGUCCGAAUAUACGCUCGCAAAGAGCUUGCACCACCCCAACAUCGUCGAGACGAUACGGCUUUGCAUCGAUCGCGGGCGUUGGAACCAUGUCAUGGAAUACUGUGAGGACGGCGAUCUGUUCAACCUGGUCAACAAGAAGUACCUCAAGACCGAAGACAGGGAAAAAGACCGGCUCUGCCUCUUCAAGCAGCUGGUGACAGGUAUCCACUACCUUCACUCGAAUGGCAUCGCCCAUCGCGACAUCAAGCUCGAAAACCUGCUCAUCACAAAGGAUUCGAGGCUCAAGAUCACCGACUUUGGCGUCUCAGAGGUCUUUUCGGGCAUCCACCCGGGACUAAGGGAAGCUGGCGGCCAGUGCGGGAUAAACAUGGGUGAGGUGCGGAGUUGCGCCCCGGGCAUCUGUGGCAGCAUGCCUUAUAUCUCGCCAGAGGUCCUUCAAAAGAAGGGCAACUAUGACCCGCGGGGCCUGGAUGUCUGGAGCUCGGCCAUCGUCAUGGUCAACCUCAUCUUCGGCGGGCCCUUGUGGCACAAGGCCGAGCUCUCGCCGAAUGCUUCGCCGCGGGAAACCUACACCAGUCUUGUGCGUGGCUGGGAGAAGUGGACGGAUAAGCACACUGAUGCUACCGACACCGUCAUCACUGACAUGGAUUAUCCGCACGUGUUCUUUUUCGACACGUUCGUGAAGCCACCGGCUCUGAGGCGCGUCCUCCUCCAGAUGCUUAACCCGGAUCCGGAGAAGCGGAUCUCGAUAGCGAACGUGAUCAGUAACCGAUGGGUGAAGAACAUUGAGUGUUGCCAACCCGAAAGCUACGACGAACCAAACGCGGCGCACAUGAUCGAUGCCUCCAAGAAGCCUGGCCAAAACCGCGCGAGUGGCAAGAAGAUCUACUGCCAUAACCACCUUCCUCCUGUCGCGCACAACAGCCACUCGCUCGGAAAAAUGCCCGGCAGCGCUGGCUAUUGA
Molecule: messenger RNA, 2178 nt
Organism: Chaetomium globosum CBS 148.51
Lineage: Eukaryota; Fungi; Ascomycota; Sordariomycetes; Sordariales; Chaetomiaceae
Exons: 2
Coding region: 1-2178 (725 amino acids)
Biological process (GO): intracellular monoatomic cation homeostasis; intracellular signal transduction; protein phosphorylation
Molecular function (GO): protein serine/threonine kinase activity; ATP binding
Source: RefSeq, a predicted model, not a curated record